Molecule: messenger RNA, 3407 nt
Organism: Salmo salar (Atlantic salmon)
Lineage: Eukaryota; Metazoa; Chordata; Actinopteri; Salmoniformes; Salmonidae
Source: RefSeq, a predicted model, not a curated record
UGAAAGAGGUCAUAUUCCAAGCCUAUUGGGCCAAAAUCAAUUAUGGCCUAUUGUAUAGAGAUAAUAGAACGAAAAUGAUCGAACUAGAGAUCAAUUCUUUGGGGUUAUAAAUACUUUGCUACAAUGACACACUUAGCUAGAUACCCACCUCGUUCCUUUCUGUUAGCAUGUGCGCGUAGUAAGUAGGCCUACAGCGUCAUGCUUUCAGAUACCUGUCUUUUCAGAUUCCACAAUGAUUCUUUAAUUGUGGACACUGCAGUACAUCACCACACUCCCUCUCUUGCUCUUGGUCCUCAUCUUGGCCCAUCAUGCUGACCGCACAGAGGACAUGUGCAGCUCUGGCUGCACGCCAACUUCUAGGAGCUCCCUGCUCCUCACACGGCUUCAUCAACACACGCUCACAGACACACUCCCGACAGUUUCGUACCGCAACGUCCUGUCAGGAUGAAGUGGAUCUGCACCCGGAGUGGGCCAGCCUGGCCAAAAAACAACUGAAAGGGAAGAACCCAGAAGACCUGAUCUGGCGCACGCCGGAGGGCCUCAACAUCAAACCCGUCUACACUAAAGCAGACUCUGCAACGAAGCCAGACGAACUGCCGGGGGUCUUCCCUUACACUAGGGGGCCUUACCCCACCAUGUACACGUUCAGGCCCUGGACCAUCAGGCAGUAUGCUGGCUUCAGCACCGUGGAGGAGAGCAACAAGUUCUACCGGGACAACAUUAAAGCGGGUCAACAGGGUCUCUCGGUGGCCUUCGACCUCCCGACUCACCGCGGGUAUGACUCCGACAACCCCCGUGUCCAUGGUGAUGUCGGAAUGGCUGGGGUCGCCAUAGAUACUGUGGAGGACACCAAGAUGCUGUUCGACGGCAUCCCGCUGGAGAAGAUGUCGGUUUCUAUGACGAUGAAUGGAGCAGUGAUCCCGGUGCUGGCCAUGUUCAUCGUGACGGGGGAGGAGCAGGGGGUACCCAAGGAGAAGCUGACAGGAACUAUCCAGAAUGACAUCCUGAAGGAGUUCAUGGUGCGCAACACCUAUAUCUUCCCCCCGGAACCUUCCAUGCACGCCAUCGCUGAUAUCUUUGCCUACACGUCCAAGCACAUGCCCAAGUUCAACUCCAUCUCCAUCAGUGGUUACCAUCUCCAGGAGGCCGGGGCGGACGCCAUCUUGGAGGUGGCCUACACCAUCGCCAACGGCCUGGAGUACUGCCGCACUGGGCUGAAAGCUGGCCUCACUAUAGAUGAGUUCGCCCCCAGGUUGUCGUUCUUCUGGGGUAUCGGUAUGAACUUCUACAUGGAGAUUGCCAAGCUGAGGGCAGGCAGGAGGCUGUGGGCCACGCUCAUUAAGGAGAAGUUCCAACCCAAGCUGGCCAAGUCUCUGCUCCUCAGGACCCACUGUCAGACCUCAGGCUGGUCCCUCACUGAACAGGACCCGUAUAACAACGUGGUGCGUACUGUGAUCGAGGCGAUGGCUGCGGUGUUCGGGGGGACCCAGUCUCUACACACCAACUCUUUUGACGAGGCUUUGGGUCUACCAACGGUGAAGAGCGCCCGCAUCGCACGCAACACACAGAUAAUCAUCCAAGAGGAGUCUGGGAUACCCAAGGUCGCCGACCCCUGGGGCGGGUCACACAUGAUGGAGGCGCUGACCGACGAUGUCUACAACACUGCCCUAAAGUUUAUCAAUGAGAUCGAAGAGAUGGGAGGCAUGGCCAGAGCUGUGGCUGAAGGCAUUCCUAAACUACGCAUCGAGGAGUGUGCUGCUCGCAGACAGGCUCGCAUAGACUCAGGUUCGGAGGUGAUUGUUGGGGUGAAUAAGUACCGUCUCGAGAAAGAGGAGUCAGUUGAUGUGCUGGCUAUCGACAACACCAACGUACGCAACAAGCAGAUCGACAAACUCAAGAAGGUGAGGGCGAGUCGUGACGCUGAGGUGGCGAAGAGGUGUCUGUCGGCCAUAGAGGAGUGUGCUCGUACCAGGGAGGGGAACCUGCUGGGGCUGGCUGUGGAGGCUGCUAGAGCCAGAUGUUCUGUAGGGGAGAUCACAGAUGCCAUGAAGGCUGUGUUUGGGGAACAUAAAGCCAGCACCAGGAUGGUGAGCGGAGCCUACCGCAGCGAGUUCGGAGAGCAUGAGGAGAUCUCCACAGCACACAACCGGGUGGUGGAAUUUAAGAAGCAUGAGGGCAGGAACCCUCGUCUGCUGGUGGCCAAGAUGGGCCAGGACGGCCAUGACAGAGGGGCAAAGGUCAUCGCUACGGGAUUCGCUGACCUGGGAUUUGACGUUGACAUUGGACCGCUCUUCCAGACCCCCCUGGAGGUGGCUCAGCAGGCUGUAGAUGCAGACGUCCACUGUGUUGGGGUUAGCACGCUGGCCGCAGGACACAAGACCCUGGUCCCAGAGCUUAUCAAGGAGCUUCGCAACCUCAACCGCCCUGACAUCCUGGUCAUCUGUGGAGGGGUCAUCCCACCUCAGGACUAUGAGUUCCUGUACCAGAGUGGUGUGUGCUGUAUCUUCGGCCCCGGGACGAGAAUCCCUCAGGCUGCAGUAGAGGUGAUAGACAACAUUGAGAAGAGCCUGGACAAGAUCCGCCAGGCCAUGUAGACAGAUUGCUGAUGAACAAUAUAACUCAAUAAUACAGUCUACUAUGUGUGUGUGUGUGUGUGUGUGUGUGUGUGUGUGUGUGUGUGUGUGUGUGUGUGUGUGUGUGUGUGUGUGUGUGUGUGUGUGUACACACAGCAAUGGGAAGAAGUUGCAAACAUAGGCGUGUGAUAUCUGCACAGGAUGAUAGAAUAGCGCAAUGAGAUUGUGACAUGAAUAUAUUCAUAAUGACUGUAUGAAUUUUGCCAAAACCACACCCAAUAAUAUACAGUUUAGUCUACAGAUCUGUAAGUCUGUCUUCAUCAGCGUUUCUCAAUCCAUUUCUGGAGGACACCCCUAUUCAUCUAAUCAAGAACUUGGUGAUUGGUUGUGUACAGUAAGUGCUGGGUUUGAGCAACAUGUGUUCUUUCUGAGCACUCCCCUAAGAAUAGAUUGUGCAACACUGAUAUGGGGGCGGCAGGUAGCCUAGUGGUUAGAGCGUUGGACUUGUAACCGAAAGAUCGAAUCCCCGAGCUGACAAGGUAAAAAUCUGUCGUUCUGCCCCUGAACAAGGCAGUUAACCCAUUGUUCCUAGCCGUCAUUGAAAAUAAGAAUUUGUUCUUAACUGACUUGCCUAGUUCUAUAAAGGUAAAAUAAAUAUAGACAGAUGUUUGUAAAAACUGAAAAUAUAAUAGUGUGAAAUCUGCACAGGAUAUUAUGGUAGAACAAGGAGAUUGUGGAAAUAUUCGUAAUGACUUUUUGAAGUGAUCCAUACUGUAUGUUAUCUAAAGUCACUGAACUUAUGUUGUCAAUAAAAAUGUGAUUUGUUUGCUGUAA